AUGGCCGAGUUCUUACUACCUGGUACCAACAACUUCCGUAAGUUCACUUACGAAUCCUUGGCUGCUAUCGAAAAGAGAAUUGCUGCCAAGAGGAAUUCUCGAAGAAAUACUAUAGACCAGAAACCUGAGGAGAAACCACGUCCUCAACUUGACCUAAAAGCUUUCCAGAAGUUACCAGCUCUCUAUGGAAAUCCUCCUCCAGAGCUCAUUGGGGAACCACUGGAGGAUCUCGACCCGUACUACAAAGAUCGUAAGAUUUUCAUAGUGCUAAACAAACAGAAAACAAUCUUCAGAUUUACUGCUACACGUGCCUUAUGGAUCCUCAGUCCUUUCCAUCCAAUCCGAAGAACAGCAAUUAAAAUUUUAGUACAUUCAUUAUUCACUUUGUUUAUCAUGUGCACUAUUUUAACUAAUUGUGUAUUCAUGGCUCUGACCGAGUCCUCUAAGGUUUCUCCAUCUUCUUCGUGGAACAAGUAUGUUGAAUUUACUUUCACUGGCAUUUACACUUUUGAAUCAUUGAUAAAAAUAUUGGCAAGAGGAUUCUGUCUAAAUGAAUUCACUUUCCUUCGAGAUCCCUGGAACUGGUUGGAUUUCAGUGUUAUCGUUAUGGCGUACGUGGGAGCCUUUAGUAACUUGGGAAGUGUGUCAGUCCUUCGGACUUUCAGGGUUCUGAGAGCUUUAAAAACCAUUUCAGUAGUCCCAG
Molecule: messenger RNA, 703 nt
Organism: Fulmarus glacialis (Northern fulmar)
Lineage: Eukaryota; Metazoa; Chordata; Aves; Procellariiformes; Procellariidae
Product: sodium channel protein type 5 subunit alpha-like
Exons: 5
Biological process (GO): neuronal action potential; sodium ion transmembrane transport; membrane depolarization during action potential
Cellular component (GO): plasma membrane; voltage-gated sodium channel complex; axon
Molecular function (GO): voltage-gated sodium channel activity
Source: RefSeq, a predicted model, not a curated record